AUGAUUUCAGCUGUAUCCACAACAGCACAAGACCUUAGUUCGUUUUCUUACGUGCAAAUUGCUGUCGCCGUUGCCGUCUUGUAUGAUCAUGCAUUGACCUUCGGCCGUGAAAUAGACUAUAUAUGGCGGAGGCCGCCUUCAUUAGUGGCCGCCUUGUAUUUGUUGGACCGCUACUUGGGCGAUUCCGUUGUGAUCCUCGGUGUAUAUCUGUGCCUCACUGAGGUUGCUUCGACACAAUCGUACCUCUUGCUGAUGAUGAUCGUUUUUUGCGUUUUUUUCCAGAUGCUUUCGACUUUUCCAGGUCCGAGCUUGGGGUACCCUUCUGUGUUCAUGGCUCACUCAGUCGAGGUCCUCGCUGUCGUUGUAAUUAUCUGGAGGACCAUCGGCCCAACAAGCAAAUUAGUUGUCACUGACGAGCCUUAUCCUGGAAAGCACUUGUGCAGCUUCUCUGGGAUCAACACAAACUUCACCUACUUGUUCAUACCCGUCCUUUGCUUCGAGAUCUUGCUCUUCUUCCUGGCCAUCAAAGUUUCCCUAAACAACAUGAGAGAUAGGAGGGCCACCCCUGGUACCUCCAGCUUGCGAGUGAACUCAUUCAUGAGCAUACUCGUGCGAGACAGCAUCCUAUAUUUCUUCAUAAACCUGGCAAUGUGCGCUAUCGUUAUGGGCCUGUGGCGGAAUGCCGCUGCACUGCACGCAAACAUAUCAAUUCCGUUCAUCAUGCUUGUCGAGACCGUGAUUGGCACCCGUAUGGUGAUUAACUUCAAGGAACACUGUUCUCGCCGGAUGAGCUCGGAACCCAUUAUGGUCACCGGGUCAAUACGCUUCGCAGGAGUCAACACUAGUGAAGACACUGCGCGCCUGGAUUCGAUUCAUGCCCAAUCGAUGAAAGAUGAUGAGACGCGGCCGAUCAAGGACGAUGAAGAAAGUGCUGUUGAGAGUCCUAAGGAGAGUACAGAGAUCAUCGCUUUUGAGGAGAUAUAG
This is a messenger RNA of Suillus clintonianus, 984 nucleotides long. RefSeq lists its product as uncharacterized. The transcript is spliced from 14 exons. The coding region runs from base 1 to 984 and encodes 327 amino acids. The record is from RefSeq and is a predicted model, not a curated record. Lineage: Eukaryota; Fungi; Basidiomycota; Agaricomycetes; Boletales; Suillaceae.